Aspergillus luchuensis is the source of this 666-nucleotide messenger RNA. RefSeq names its product putative C2H2 finger domain protein. Bases 1 to 666 code for a protein of 221 amino acids. NCBI's taxonomy places the organism in Eukaryota, Fungi, Ascomycota, Eurotiomycetes, Eurotiales, Aspergillaceae. The record is from RefSeq and is a predicted model, not a curated record. The transcript is spliced from 2 exons.
AUGCGUCUACAUACACAGCGAGGCUUUACCAAUCCCACUCCCAAGACCGAAUCUGCGCGUUCCGCUCUGAGCUCCUUCACCUGCACGCUCUGCAACAAGUCUUACUCUCGCCAUCCAGAAUACGAGGCCCAUAUUUCUUCAUAUGACCAUCAACACCGCAAGCGUCUCCAAGACCUCAAGCAGUUAUCCCGGGACCCCAAUGCCGCUGAGAAGGCCAGAAGAGCCGAACGGAAGGCCGACGCCGAGGCCGGGUUAAGGGUCAUCGACACACCCAAAGCUGCAUCAGUAUCUACUACGGGAACGGGAUCUGGAGCAGGUGGAAGUACAGGGGGCGGGGGAGGGUUUAAAAAGGGAGGGUUCAAAAGUUCCUUUACCACUGUGAAAGGACCUGUGGCUCCUGCAGCUCCCACGAAGAAAAAUGUCCUAGGCGGUGACGAUGAUGACAAUGAAAUUCCAGAAGCAGAUGAUGCGAGUCUGCGGCGCGCUCGGAGCCAAUCGACGAAACACGAAAAUAUGCAGGUUGAUCAGGCGGAGAGCGAUACUGAUGAAGAGUACGACGGGGAUGGGGGUAUGAAUGGGGUGUAUUACAAUCCUCGAAAUCCCACCGGUUGUUCCCCUGCGUGUGCUGGUGCUAGGAACGUUCCUCUAGAGACUUCCUUUGUCUGA